AUGGCAGAAUAUUCUCCCCACCACCAUCACCACCAGCAACACCAGAACCACAACCUUAUCCCCAAAGAAACCGCCCUCCAAGCCUUAAACACAAUCAUCCAACUCCACUUCGAAAAAACCCUGGAGAAAAAACGAGCCAUUGACCUCCAAAAAAAGGAGCUCCACAAACUCUUCCUCCUCUUCUUCAUUUUCUUGAGCCUCGUCUUCAUGGCUGAGGCUCAGUCCCCCCGCCUCCAAUGCCGCCACUGCUGGGUCCCCAUCACGCUACUCUCCCUCGCCCAGUUGAUCUUUUAUGUUUCUGUGGCUCAAACUCUCAGGUGCAUCAAUGGGUUCAAGUACCAAAGGAGGUGCCACAAGCUGACUUUGGGGUUGGCGACCGAGAAGCUGAGGGAGAUAAAGAUGAGAAUGAGUAAUGGAGAGUUCGGUGAAGGGUUUGGAGAAGAUAGUGGGGAGUUUGAGAUUCAUUAUCAGGAGCCUCCGGAGAGUUAUUUUGGUAAGUUUAAGAGGAACUGGGCUCUGCAUUUCAGUUUCUUGAUCUUGAUUUAUGGUUUUAUGGUUUCAACUUCUGUUGUAAUUCUUUGCUUUUAGUAUAAUUUGUGAUGCUUUUUAUGAAAAUCUUUGAAUACUUUUUUCUUUUUUAUUCUUCAAGAAAAGUUUAAGUCUUCAAGAAAAGUUUGACCUUUCGAACUUCUUAAAGAGGGACAAUAUUAAUGACACAGUGAAGAUGUGCUGAAUUGUUUUCUUGUUUGGAUUUGAAACUUGAAAUUCGAAAUCCAAAGUGUGGACUGUGGAGACUCAGAGAUUGUCAGUACCUGCAAUGCAGUCCAUUACAGCUCUCAUAUUUCAAUGGUUCCCUUUUUGAGG
Messenger RNA from Pistacia vera, 864 nucleotides. RefSeq lists its product as uncharacterized. NCBI's taxonomy places the organism in Eukaryota, Viridiplantae, Streptophyta, Magnoliopsida, Sapindales, Anacardiaceae. The record is from RefSeq and is a predicted model, not a curated record. The transcript has a single exon. Bases 1 to 588 code for a protein of 195 amino acids.